CUAAGCCGACUUGCAAAUAAUCGGCCUCUAAAACGCCAUACAAAGUUUAGAAGUCAGUCUCAUUGCAAUCCAACAAAAUUUACUCCCAUGUAACUGUGCAUACGAUUACUACGGAGUAAUCCAUAUAGAAUUUAACAGGGCUUACUUCCGAGUAAACACGCAUAGGCUUAGGCUAUAACCGUCCUACGGACACUCGCUGGGAGAAAGCCUGACUAACGGAACCCAACGACGCUUUCAUCCGAGCAAUCACACAUCGGCAGGAAGGACCUUGAUAGAAUGCUCGGUAAUGCUGCACAUGUCUGGUAGGGAUACAAGAAGCCACAGGACGGACUUCCGCCCUACUUCUAGUUUCUUGCCGGGCUAACUGGUUGGUUGCCGGGGUAACGAGGAAGCGGCGUGUUUCGUGGUUGUGUGUGUCCACAGAGCUCGCUGCUCUCUCGCUCGCUCUCCCUCCCAGUGCUCUGCUGACCUCCUGCCCGUUUUCUGUGACAGUCCUGGGAAGCGCUAUUUAAACUAUUGGAGGACAUGGACCGACACAUUCCUGUGCAUCCAUUACCAGAGGAAAUCCAAAAGAUGUCCCGGGAUGAGACAGUGUGUAAAUAUUGUGGAGUCAGUUAUUUGAUCCUUCAUGAGUUUAAGCUGCUGGAAGAAAAAAUGAAAGCAAUGGAAGAGAAAGUGAAGUUUUAUGAAGGAAGUGUGGAACGGGAGAAAACACUUCAGGAGAAACUGCAGCACAUAAGUCAAGAUUUUGAACAGUGCACAGCAGCUAGCAAAUCAAAAACAGAAAGAAUAAAAACAUUAUCUCUGGAGCUUGAAAAUAAGCAAGCAGCAAUACAACAUCUAAAUGAACAGAUGAUGUGCUUCCAGCAAGAGAAGGAAGUUUCACACAGACAGUCACAACUGUUGCGAAAAACAUUGGAACAACAUAAGUUAAUCCUAAAGGAAGCCUUUAUUCUCCUUCCCUUUAUCAAAGGAGAGCUAAACAGUUUUAAAGGAGGAAUAUUUGAUUUUCUGAACCAGUGGAUUGCACUCAAAGGACAGAUUUUUUUGCAAAUGAAAACUAUUAAUUUAGCAGCAUUAGCAGAAAUAUCUAGCUUGAAUCAAAGCUUGGGUGAAUGCCAGAGGGAAAAUGUGGUCCUCCAGGAGGAGGUACAACAUUUAAGGCUGAUGUCAGAUGCAGCUGAACUGGAAGCUGAGCAACUUCAGGCGUCUCUCUUUCGAGAGAGUGAAUUACAAAACAGAUGUCAUGAACUACAAAAGAAAACACAAGAUUUAACAAGUCAAGUAGAGACUAUUGAAAACAAGUUCCAGAAAGCAGCUGCCGAAAGCAGCCAUUAUAAAGAACUAUUUGUAAAGAAGUCAAAAGAAGUUGAAGACCAUCAAAAUGAACUCCAAAAACUGACAUUAGAAAUCGGAACAUCUGAAUCUCGGUUUGCUAAUACCCUGAAAGAGCGAGAGCAGUCUUUACUUGCCUGCCAGCAAGCAUGCAGACGUUUACAGGAUGAAGUGAUUGAGAAAGAGAGGAAAGAAGAUGAUCUUAAAAAAUGCAGCAGCCAUUUGGAGAGUGAACUGGAAACAAUUAAGAGUCUUCUCAAGCAGCGAGAGGAAGAAGUGGUAGUGCUUAAGCAAGAAAGGGAGUCUGUGCUGGUUUCCAGUGAGAGCAGAGUGGAGCAACUGCAGGAAACAUUAAGGCAGAAAAUGCUGAAUGAAAAGAACUGGCAGUUAAAGAUUGAAGCUGACAGAGCAAAAGGACAAGCUCAUCACAAAGAGGAGAUUCUCAGCCUAAAAGAGGAAGCUAGAAUGGAACUAGACAUUGAGAAACAAAAGCAUCAGGAAUUAAUUGCAAAAUAUCAGAAAGAUCAGGAUGAUCUGCUACAAAUAAAGAUACCUAUAUUGAUAGCUGGUGCUACAAGUAACUUGAAGAUGGAAGUGGGCAUACUUGAAAAGAAGCUCUGUGAAACUCAGGCCAAGCUUACAGGGAAAAACGAAGAGAGAGAAAAAGAAUGGCAAAGUUUUAAAAAGCAAGUUGCAGAGCUUGAGCUCCAGCUGAAGGAAGAACAGAGCACCCAUCAUUCAGCGACAGAAGACACGAGAGAAGAAAUAAAAAAGAAGUCUUAUGAGCUGGAAAAACUGACUCAAGAGCAAACACAGUUGAUUCAGAAUAUGAAUCAACUUCAAGAAGAGAAUGCUCUUCUUCAGGACACAGUGCGCAGGGAGUGUGAGGAACGCUAUGAGCUCACUGAAGCUUUGGCUCAAGCCAAAGAACAAGUCGUGGAGCUAAAGAAACUUAGUGGAAACUUCCCGUUGUCACAGUGUUCUCUCAGUCAGGGCAGCCUAACCUCCACUGCAUUGGUCAGCAAUCGUGGGCAGAAAAGCCCAAACUAUGGGAAAGGAUCAACAGUCUCAGGACUCUAUGGGAAUUCAAGAGCCACUAAAGCACCGGUCUCUAAUAGGUACAAAAGCAACACCAACGUAAGCUUGCCUGCUCUGUCUGCACUACAGUCGCCAAGCAGAAAAACAUCUUCUCUAGAUGAGUCCAGGAGGAGGAUCACAGCAGUUCUAAAAAGACAGAUGAGUGAGCUGUGAUGAGUCAAGGACUGCCCUCUCUCAUCAAGAAGAGCCAAGGAAAACCAUUGGCACAAGUCAUUAGGCCACCUCAGGGUGUGUGUGGUCCAUAGGGGAAAAUACUACCAGAUACUGCUUUCUGGCAAUUAGGAUGUUUCUAGGGUUGAACAUUUUUAUACAAACAUCAAAUUAAGCUUAAACAUAGUUUUUACUAUAUGAAAUCUUUGUUUUAUACCACAAUCAUGAAUCAGCAUUUUGCUCAGGAAACACUGGUGAGUUAGGUCUGGUUCCUACUGGGGCAGUAAUCUUGUGUCUGGGCUUCUGAGCUGUACCACUUCAGACUGCAGCUGAAAAAGAAAAAUGAAAAAUUCCAUUUGGCAAAGCAGAUGUCGGGGAGAAGCUUCCAAGCCUAGCCUUGUCCCUGCAGAUAGAAAACUAGUGUGUCAAGGAGGAGAAUGGGCUACAUUUUUGGGUGGGUAGAGAAUGUUUAUGUGUAGGAGAGAAGCAUUCAGUCAUGUCAGUCUGCAACCUCAAUCUAAAGUGGUUUGAUGUAGACAGAGAUAUACCACCUCAGUGAGAACUAGGCCUUAUCUGCAACAUGUGAAUUUAGGAUACAGUAAAUUAAUUGAAGUACUUCAGACACAAACACCAUCUUGCAGUGGUAUUUUUCACCCUGCAUGCCUCAGUUGUUAAAAUGUUAAUAAAAUAUGUAGGUUUUUUCCUCACAACAGCUGGUUUUGUCCUACUUUUCAUUAUUAUAACAUAGCAGAGUUGCUCUUUUCAAACUCAUAGAAUUCACAAAGGCCAUAUUUUCUCAUUCCAUCAUUGUCUCAGGUUAUAUA
Rhineura floridana is the source of this 3407-nucleotide messenger RNA. It is a transcript of the gene LEKR1, whose product is annotated as leucine, glutamate and lysine rich 1. Bases 526 to 2586 code for a protein of 686 amino acids. The record is from RefSeq and is a predicted model, not a curated record. The transcript is spliced from 13 exons. NCBI's taxonomy places the organism in Eukaryota, Metazoa, Chordata, Lepidosauria, Squamata, Rhineuridae.